This is a messenger RNA of Bradysia coprophila, 1091 nucleotides long. Its product is annotated as ubiquinol-cytochrome c reductase complex assembly factor 1-like. Gene Ontology annotation, biological process: mitochondrial respiratory chain complex III assembly. Gene Ontology annotation, cellular component: mitochondrion. Lineage: Eukaryota; Metazoa; Arthropoda; Insecta; Diptera; Sciaridae. The record is from RefSeq and is a predicted model, not a curated record.
AUGUCAAUACCCUUCAAUAUAUUGAUAAUGACAUUUGUGACAUUUUUACUUCUCCAUCACCCGCUGAAGUAUAUUAUUUCUCGUGCUUUCAAAACCAAAAUAAAGUUGAAAUUCCGAUGAAAAUAUGAGCAAAUAAGAUUUACACAACCAGUUGUGGGAAUACGCUCGAUUCUAUGCGUAUCAGGUCAGGAUCCUUCUAGUUACAAUUCAACGAUUGAGUUUCAGUUCACUUGGUGUAAUAAUAAUGAAUGUAUUACGUCGGCCAUGUACAAAGCUAAUUCAAAUGAGCUUCGAGCUCAAUAGAAUACCCGCUACACGGCCAGCUUUGUCCAAAUUGACUUCUUUGAAUUCUGGAUAUGUGUGCAGCAGUCACACAAGAAAUAUAUUUGCCUCGUCUAGUGUCAGCACAGAAAAUGAAGAUGGACCGAUCAAACGUUUCCUCAAAAAGUUUACAAACAUCGAUAACACAAAGGCGCGUCUUCAAGUAUCCGGUUAUACAAUGUACGCAGGCGUGGUCGACAACGUCAAGUACAGCGAAAUAUUUUCAAAAUUCAAUUUGCCCAACACAUUUAACUCAUGGUUCUUGAUAACCGAAGUGCACAUCUGGAUGCUGAUGGUGCGUUCGAUGGCCGAAGGCCCGGAAAAGGGUCAAGACGGCAUGUUUCUGCGAAAUUGUAUCGUCGAAGCGAUGUGGUCGGAUGUGAAUAAACGAGCCAGACAAUUGAAUUCGGGCAAUCUGAGUGAACUUCGCAAACAGAUAGAAACAUUGUCGGACAGUUUCCGGGCUGCACUGAUCACAUAUGAUGAGGGUCUAAUGGACGACGAUAAGGUGCUUGCGGCAGCAUUGUGGAGGCGAUUUUUUGAAAUGAAUUGCAACAAUUAUGUGCACUUAGAGACGAUGGUGAAAUUUGUGAGGCAGCAGACGAAGCAGCUGGAUAGUCUGAGUCGGCAGGAUUUUGUUAUUAAACCGAAUGUCCAGUGGAUCAACAUCACGGACCUGUAGUGCGGGAACGAUAGGAUGCAUUUUGAUUAAAGUUAAUGUAGAAUUGUUUUUGUUAAAUUAAAGGUCAUUGACUUUUGCAACACCAAAA